Paramuricea clavata is the source of this 585-nucleotide messenger RNA. NCBI's taxonomy places the organism in Eukaryota, Metazoa, Cnidaria, Anthozoa, Malacalcyonacea, Plexauridae. The record is from the annotation of a GenBank genome assembly.
CAUUGAUGAUAAAGUUGAACUUAUAAAAUACCAUGAAAGUCAUCCACAGCUGGGUGUCAGAAAAAUCGCAGAGAAAUUUAGUUGUGGUCGAACCCAAGUUUCAACGAUUAUCAAGAAUAAAGAAUCCAUUCUAGACGAGGUAAUCCAUGUAGCAAAUCAGGCUAGUCGGAAAAGGCCAAAUCCGCAGAAAUUUUCGGAGAUAAAUGAAUAUUUGUGGGCAUGGUACAAUCGCUGCAGAGAAUCUAAUGUCCCUGUGAGUGGUCCCAUGCUGCAGAGGAAGCAAAACUAACUGCCAAACGACUUGGUGAUAAUGAAUUUCAAGGUUCAAACGGAUGGCUAGAGAAAUGGAGGAAAAGGUACAACAUCAAAGAGAUGAGAGUCGCUGGUGAAGACGGUGAUGUCAACGAAGUAACGCUUGAUAGCUGUCAGGAGCGCGUCAAGGAAUUAACAAAGGGUUAUGCGCCCGAAAAUGUUUGGAACAUGGACGAGACGGGACAGUUUUGGAAAGCACUUCCCGACAAAAGUCUUUCUGAAGCAGGAAAAAGAUGCCGAGGUGGGAAAAAAGCAAAACAACGGUGUACAUAG